AAAUAUAUUUUUGCAUUUGGCAACACAACAACAGCCUUGUCUUGCGCAGCGAGUGUGCGCAGAAAAAUAAAAAAAAUAAUAGGAAAAGAAAUGGCAGUUACUAGAGAGAAAGAAAAUUGUUCAAGAAAAAUUAAUGGAAAUAUACCUGCAUUAUCUCUCAAUAGUGAUAAUAUGUCGACGUCCACGGAUAGUGACGACGUAGCGGACCCGACGUAUGAAAUUAGGAACAUUCAAAGCAUCAUAAACGUAACUCGUGAAAACAUUGACGCUCUGAAUGCAAAAUUCGCUGGUUUCCAGCAUCCUCCGUCAUUGUAUCUGUCUGAAUACCAAGAGUUGACGUCUAAGUUGCAUAAUUUGGAGUUAAGAGAGCGGACUUUGCGCGAGUUGCUGCAGUGUGAGUCGCCGGACAGGAGUGAGGAGUAUUCGUUGCAUGAUGACAGUAAAAAGUUCGAUACUCUUACGCGGCAGCCGAAGGUGUUCCUGCGGGCGCACCUGCCGAACCAGCAGCGCACGAGCGUGCAGGUGAAGGAGGGAGUGACGCUGCGGGACGCGCUGUCCAAGGCGCUGAAGCUGCGCAACCUGACCUGUGAGAUGUGUGAAGUGGUGCGGACAGGCAAUAACCUAGUGAUACCGUGGGACAUCGACAUUACGCACAUCGACGCCGAGGAGGUAACAGUCCGCACCCUGGACAAGCUGCCCAUAAUGUCGCACAUAUCGCAUCAGUUCACCCGCAAGACGUUCUUCACUCUGGCCUUCUGCGAGUGCUGCAGGCGGCUACUGUUCAACGGCUUCUACUGCUCCCAGUGCAACUUCAAGUUCCACCAGCGCUGUGCUGACAAAGUGCCCAGUAUUUGUCAUCAGGUGCGCAUGACAGACACGUACUACGCGGCGCUGCUAGCCCAGAACCCGGAGACGCAAGCCGGCAUCCUGCACUUCCCGCCACACUUCGGGUACCAUCAUAUGAUCUCCAGGACUGAUCAGAGCAAGUCUAUCUCUCCAGCUAAGAAAAUGAAGGAGUUUGAUGUUCAUUGGCACCAGCACCCUCGCUCACUAAACCAGCAGGACAGGUCGAAUUCGGCGCCAAACGUGUGCAUCAACAUGGUGCAACGCCCCAUGACGCUGGCUGAGCACCAGAGGAAACAUAACCAGUCUAACAACUCGCCGCAGUCGUCGAACUACCUGACGUCGGGCAGACACAAACAGGACGACAAAGACAAGGCUGUCGAUCAGCAGCAUAGCCAGAGCACACAGGCGUCCCCGACGGGCACACUCCGGCCGCGGCGGGCGCGGGCGCGGUCGGCGGACGAGUCGUGGAAGAACGCGCUGUCGCCGCGCGAGAGCUACGACGACUGGGUCAUACACGCCGACGAGAUACUCAUCGGCGCUAGGAUAGGUUCUGGCAGUUUCGGGACGGUAUACAAGGCGCACUGGCACGGGCCGGUGGCGGUCAAGACGCUCAACGUCAAGACUCCCACGCCCGCACAGCUGCAGGCCUUCAAGAAUGAGGUGGCAGUCCUCCGCAAGACCCGGCACUGCAACAUCCUCCUGUUCAUGGGCUGCGUGUCGAAGCCGUCGCUGGCCAUCGUGACGCAGUGGUGCGAGGGCUCCUCGCUGUACCAGCACCUGCACGUGCUGGAGACGCCCUUCCCGCUGCUGUACCUCAUCGACGUGGCCCGCCAGACGGCGCAGGGCAUGGACUAUCUGCAUGCUAAGAAUAUUAUACAUAGGGACCUGAAAUCCAAUAACAUAUUCCUGAGAGAUGACUGGUCAGUCAAGAUAGGAGAUUUCGGUCUAGCCACGGCCAAGGUGCGGUGGUCAGACACAUCAACAGCGGGCGGCGUGCAGUGGCAGCAGCCGACGGGCUCGAUCCUGUGGAUGGCGCCCGAGGUGAUCCGCAUGGAGGAGCCGGCGCCCUACACCUUCCGCUCCGACGUGUACGCCUACGGCAUCGUGCUCUACGAGCUUAUGGCCGGCGAGCUGCCUUACGCGCACUUUAAUAAUAAGGAUCAGAUCCUAUGGAUGGUGGGUCGCGGUCUCCUCCGGCCCGACGCGCGGCGCCUCCGCCAGGACGCUCCACAAGCACUCAAGCGCCUCUUCGAAGACUGCAUCAAGUUCGACCGGGAACAGCGACCGCUAUUCCGUCAGAUCUUGGCCUCGCUAGAGUCCAUGCUCCGAGCCAUGCCUAAGAUCACCCGCAGCGCUUCCGAACCGAACCUGAACAGGCAGCUGCAUGCCUCUGAUGAUUAUCUGAGCUACAGCUGUGCCUCGCCCAAAACGCCUGUUAACUUCCAGUUCAAUACUGAUACUAGCUUUCCUGCGUUUUAUGGCAUCCCAGUGCCUAACCAGCGGCACCCGUAGGGGUUGCUGAAGGGCUACGACUAGCCAAGCGGCGCGGCCGGCGCAUGCGCGACGUCUGUCACCUGCGCGAGUGCCUCAAUAUGCGCGAAUCUGGCUAAUAUCCGUGUAUACGCGAGUGUUCGUACAUGCGCGAGUGUUUGUAUAUGCGUGAAUAUCUGUACAUGCGCGAACGUGGCUGUAAUCGCGAGUGUUCGCAUAAGUGCUAGUGGCCGCACAUGGGCAAAUAUUACUACACAUACGGCCGUUAUUACACACGCAAGUGUUGAUAUAAGUGCGAGUGUCACCUUGUGCGCGAGUGCUACAGAACCCGCGAUGUUGACCGGCCCCGGCGCGAGCGCUGCGUAGCUCUUCACCACACGUCAUCGUUAUGACGUCACUCACCUUACCUACGUCACGGGAAGACCAUUUGGACUUAGCAUUCGUCCUCAUGAUACUAGAAAGUCUUGACAAUGAAAAUAUCUCAACAUUGGACAUGAAGUUUCAAAAGUUCUCUAUCAAAUAAUCAGAAAAAUAUUGUAGUAAAAAGUGGCAGAUUUACUCUUGUUUUUCUGAACAUUGUCGUCUGAUAUCGAACUUAUAGUGUCAUAGAGGUCUUAGCUGGAUUGUCGAACGUUUCUGAGAAGUUUAAAUUCGUGUAUAGUUAGUAAUUUCAGUGUAAAAUGUGAUAAUGCCGACAAGGACAAAUGUGAGACAGUAUUUUAAGUAUGGCUUAACAUAAUUGGACGUGUGAGCGUUUCUAUUGGCGGGAGAUGUUGAGGGAUGCACGAUUGAGCUUCGACGCGAUGCUGUUCAGCGGCUGGUUUAUAUUAGUCAAUAAUCAGCUGGGACUUUGAACAGCCAAAUUUAUUUGCGACACUAUAAGAGGGCUGGACAUAAAGUUGAUAUUUUAUGCGUAAGUUAACGAACGAAGUAGUAGUCUGCGUGUUAACAAGUCAUGACAAUCCUUAACUCAAAAACAGACUCACGCCCUGUCUUACAUAUAUUGAAAUUGAAUUGUUAGGUUUGCUUGCAAGUCCGAUAUUUAACAAUCAAUACUGAAUAAAUUACAUGCCGAAAACUUAGGCCAUAUACUUUAUAAAUAAAGGGGUGUCUACGUCUAAAAUAUCGACUUUAUUUACGCACCUUUUAUAGUUGUCAUAUUGAAUAAGGUUCUACUGUCGAUAUGUUCACGAUCUCGGAAUGUAUUUAUCUUUAUUUAUUGUAUAAUUUAUUGAAAAUUAUUUAUUAUUAUUUUUGACCAAGUUAUUGAUAUGAUGUGAAAAGUUAUGCAUAUUAUAUUUUAUGGAUCUAAUGUCGCUCAAUAUAUGGCUAAUUUUAUCGAAAAUCUGAAAACCACUUGUGUCUCACUUUACUAGUUAUUUUGAAGAAAAUAAAGGCAAUCCUAACAUUUAUUUCCAAUACAUUUCUAGUUACAAAUUAUUCUAAUUGUUCCAUCUGGGUGAAGUCUGAAGGCGUUUACUAGCUUGUAAAACAGGGACGAUGAUAUCCUUGUAUCUAAAUCAGUCUUAUGAAACCAUACUCAUAGUGCAAACAUUCUGUGAAGGUUUAAAUAACGUGACAAACAUAAACGUGCGAUUUUUAAUCGCAAGUUAGUGACCCACUUUACAUAAUCGUUGACAGAGCGACGCAGGCGCAUCGAUCGAUACUGACGUUAUUUUUCAGAUAUAAAUAAAAUAUUUUUGUAUUAUCUCAAUACAGAUCAUUAAGUGAUAGUAAUAAUGUAUGUUUUAAAAGUAUUAUUUGUACGAUAUAGUUGUAACCGGAUCGUGUCGAGACAUAAAUGUAAUUUAUUCGUAAUUAUUGUAAAUAAUUAAUUGUAAUAAAGACCGUAGUUUAAUGUCGGACGAUUAAGAAUCUUGUGUAUACAGUAUAAUUAAUUUUAACGCAUAACUAUUAACUUUAAGAACACAAUAAAUUAUUGUUUCAAUUUA
This is a messenger RNA of Helicoverpa armigera (cotton bollworm), 4289 nucleotides long. RefSeq names its product raf homolog serine/threonine-protein kinase Raf (gene raf). Gene Ontology annotation, biological process: protein phosphorylation; Ras protein signal transduction. The record is from RefSeq and is a predicted model, not a curated record. Gene Ontology annotation, molecular function: ATP binding; protein kinase activity. The transcript has 13 exons. Bases 91 to 2358 code for a protein of 755 amino acids. NCBI's taxonomy places the organism in Eukaryota, Metazoa, Arthropoda, Insecta, Lepidoptera, Noctuidae. Gene Ontology annotation, cellular component: cytoplasm.